Messenger RNA from Prunus armeniaca (apricot), 444 nucleotides. NCBI's taxonomy places the organism in Eukaryota, Viridiplantae, Streptophyta, Magnoliopsida, Rosales, Rosaceae. The record is from the annotation of a GenBank genome assembly.
AUGGCUGAAUCUAGAAACAAGUUCAAUGGAAAUGUUGGAGUAAUCUUAGCCAUUCAGGAUAUGGCUUUAGUAAUUAGAGAAAAUAGUAACCAAGAUCGCCGUCAUGAAAUUGAAGAAGAUCGAGUUAUGAGGACACAAGGAGAAUUUCAUAAGACGAAACCAACGAUAUUUAAAGGUGAACCAAAUCCUAGGGUAGCUAAAGAAUGGUUGAGGCAAAUUAAGAGAAAGAUGGAUAAUCAAAGAAUUCCGGAAGACAUUAGAGUUGUUAUUGCUUGUACCUAUCUAGAAGGACAAGCAUACCUUUGGUGGGAGUCGAUUAUGAGUAUGCCUAAUAUUGAAAUUACAACUUGGGAGGCCUUCGAAAGUAUUUUCUUGGAAAAGUAUUUUCCAAGUACUAUGAAAGCAAUGAAAGCAAGGGAGUUUGUUAGGCAACUUAACUGUUGA